AUGACAGGCUGGACGCACAACACGCCAGACGACACGCCGACCGACGGGCCGCGCAUCGCCGCCAUCUGCACGGCCUUCACUGCCGCCGCCUUUGUCCUCGUCUGCCUGAGAUUGUAUGUCCGGACGAUGCUGGUCAAAGCUGUUGGCUGGGACGAUUGGAUCAUCAUUGUUUCUUGGCUCGGAGCGUGCGGCUAUACGGUAUGCACCGUGCUACAGACGAAAUGGGGCCUCGGAAUCACCAGGCUAGAGGACAUGCCGGAUGAGGACGUCCUGAACUUUGGCAAGGUGAGGAAGCGUCCCGCGACGUUUUCCCUCAUCCCGCUAACGAGUUUUCUGAAAGCUGCAAUAUAUGGGAGUUACGUCGUUGGCAUCUGGGGGUUCAAGAUGAGCCUGCUCUGUUCCUACCUACGCUUCUUCCCCGUCGGCGGCUACAAGAUCGGCACCAUCAUAGUCGCGGUGGCGUGCACAAUGGCACAUAUUGCCUUCAUUUUCGUUUUCCUCUUCCUAUGUACACCCGUCGAGAAGCAAUACGACCCCUCGGUCCCCGCGGACGUGGGACACUGCGUCGACGCCAUAGCCUUCUACAUGACCUUUUCGUCCUUGACCAUCGUCUUUGACGUCCUCAUCAUGUUCCUUCCGUUCCCCGUCAUCCUACGAUCCCAGAUACAGAACCGGAAGAAGGUGGUGCUCCUCGCCCUCUUCGUGCUCGGCGGCUUCGUCACCGUCAUCCAGGCGAUCCGCAUCCAGACGAUCCAGAACCUCGUCAACUACCUCGACUCGGCCAAGACGAUCCAGUGGUCCGUCAUCGAGACGUGCAUCGGCAUCAUCAUCGCCUGCGUGCCGCCGCUGGCGCCUAUGGUCAAGUACUUCGCCGACAGGAGCCGCUGCCGCUCCGGUGGCGGCCGCAGCCGCGGCUCGGGCCCGCCCACCAACAGCUCGCGCUACGUGCUGCAGACCUGGGGCACCAAGCGGAGCGGCAUGCAGCCGCUAGGCACGGGCGUCGACAGGGAGGCGUCCGUGGUGGGCAGCCUGCAGACGAAGGCGGAGGAUAGCACCGAGAACAUACUGGAGUCGAGCGGCGCCGCCAAGGCCACGACGGCGCCGGGUGCCCCGGUGACGUGGUCGGACAAGGAUAGGAGGCAGGACGUCUGA
Molecule: messenger RNA, 1152 nt
Organism: Colletotrichum destructivum
Lineage: Eukaryota; Fungi; Ascomycota; Sordariomycetes; Glomerellales; Glomerellaceae
Exons: 7
Coding region: 1-1152 (383 amino acids)
Source: RefSeq, a predicted model, not a curated record